Messenger RNA from Lingula anatina, 2129 nucleotides. Its product is annotated as L-xylulose reductase. Gene Ontology annotation, molecular function: carbonyl reductase (NADPH) activity; L-xylulose reductase (NADPH) activity. Gene Ontology annotation, biological process: xylulose metabolic process; glucose metabolic process. Lineage: Eukaryota; Metazoa; Brachiopoda; Lingulata; Lingulida; Lingulidae. The record is from RefSeq and is a predicted model, not a curated record.
CUCUCACAACAAGGGGCUUCGUAAAGUUCGCUCGUUAGAAUGCAAGCCCUACUUUAGUUUGUUUACACACCUCAUACGAGGAUGGAUACUUCAGUACAGUUUAAUGGGAAGAAGGCGCUCGUCACAGGGGCUGGGAAAGGUCUUGGAAGAGAUUUAGUGAAAGUCCUUGCUAAAUGUGGUGCCGAAGUCUGCGCUUUGAGCAAGACACAGGCUGAUUUGGAUUCCCUUAAAGAAGAGGUACCAGGAGUACGCACAGUAUGUGUUGACAUAUCUGACUGGAAGGCCACCAGGAAAGCAGUCCAGGAGGCAGGACACUUUGAUCUCCUUAUCAAUAAUGCAGCCGUCAGUUUUGUUCUGCCAUUCUUAGAGGUUACAGAGGAAAACCUUAGCAUGCAUUUAGACGUUAACUUGAAGGCAAUGUUUAACAUUUCUCAGGUGGUUGCCAAGAGUAUGAUAGACAAGGGUACAGGAGGGUCCAUAGUGAAUGUGUCCAGUGUGGCCUCACAUUGUGCCUUGCUUGACCACAGUGUCUACUGCUCCAUUAAGGCAGCAGUGGACAUGCUGACCAAGUGUAUGUGUUUAGAACUGGGGAAGUACAAGGUAAUAUAAGGAGAGUUUGUAUCUUGUUCCAUUGAAGUCCAAUUUCACAAAAAAACUCCAAGAUCUUAGACCAGAAAAUUUGGUGUUUUUCAAUCCUUAUUGAAACUGUGGAAGUUUAAGUUUUAGGGUAUAGUAUCUAUUGGCCGAAAACAUUUUUGGUUUCUGAUUUUAAGUAAGAAAACCCCCAAUAUAUCCUCAUUUAGUAUUGAUGAAUGUUUAUGGAAAUGUAUGGUCGUAAAGUUUUAAAAGACAAACAUUUAAGAUCUUGAAAUGAAACCAAUUGUGGGAUUUUUUGUUUUGAAUAAGCCAAUAGCCUAAUUUUUAAUGCAACUAAGCAUUAAGAUGAAACUGCUGUAAAUUGUUAAAAGGGCAUUGCAAUUAGUAAUUUAAGUUUUAGCAUUUGGAAAAAUCUUUUAUUAUCAGGUUCAUUUUACAAAUGUAGGUGGUUUGCUGUUGAUUGUGCUUGGUGUGCCUCAGAUGGUAAAUGUGUUGGAUAUCCAGGAGACAAUUAACACAACUUAAUCUACUCUUGUUCCUUUUAAAAGGUAGCAGCUACAUUUAUGUAGCCCAAACCGAUAUAAAUUACUCUUGCUCUAAAAAUGAAUAACUACACAGCUUUCCACUUGUUCAAGUAGAAAAUAGGGUUUUAUCACUAAAAACCAGGUGUCAGAUGAAUCUGCUUGAGGAUAGGAAUCUGCUUCAUGUUAUUUGCCUGACAUAUAUUAUGUCUUCUGUUUCUUGCCUGGAGUGAGGAGGGUUGGUUAGACUGCAAUAACAUGGCCAGUUAUAAUGUUAUAAUGUUAUUACUGCUAAAUAAAAUGCUGUGCCAUAUUUCAAAUGAAUGAAGAUUUAUCCACAGCUGUGUUUCAUUUAAGUGUUACAUAAUAUUUUAAAUCAUAUAUUUUUUGGUUUAGGCAUAUUUUUCUGGAGCUUCAUAUAUGUAAACUAUGGGAAUAUUGUAAGUACUAAUAAACUGGUAAUUUGGUACUUAAAACUGUUUAUGCAGUGUGAAGACAAUUAAUUUUCAUUGAUCAAAUAGGACACUGCUGCAGUAUUUUUCCUGAGGUCAGGUUUCAGACCGUCUAGUUAUUCAGUUCAAACAUAGUGUUUUUACCAAUUUUACUAAAAAGAAAAACUAAAAAACUAAAAAAAAAAAAUAAUAAUAAUAAAAAAAUGAUUAAAGACCCAGGAUCCCAGAUACUCUUAUAUCUUGAUUUUAUAUAUACUGACAUUUAGCAUCUUUAACACAAGGCUAAAUCAACCUUUUCUUGCCAGUGGUGAUGUGCAUUAGGCUGAAUACAACAGCAGGGGAUGAAAAGAAAAAGAUAAAUACUAUAUCAGCAAUUCAAGCAAACAGAUCAAGCCGACAGAUGGUGUUUAUUUUAAAGGAUGUAACCCUUGCUAGGUUGGCGCUACUUCUAAGUCGAAAGGCAGUGGAAACUUGGCUGCUGCACAAAGGUGAAUUUAUUUCUGUUUUCAAUAACAUGCAUUUGUACUUAAGAAUGGCAAUUAUAGAUGAGAUUAAAAUA